Messenger RNA from Manduca sexta (tobacco hornworm), 1711 nucleotides. RefSeq names its product venom serine protease. Gene Ontology annotation, molecular function: serine-type endopeptidase activity. The transcript has 10 exons. NCBI's taxonomy places the organism in Eukaryota, Metazoa, Arthropoda, Insecta, Lepidoptera, Sphingidae. The record is from RefSeq and is a predicted model, not a curated record. Gene Ontology annotation, biological process: proteolysis. The coding region runs from base 23 to 1342 and encodes 439 amino acids.
CUUCAACCAGGUGACUAUCUAUAUGUUAUCAAUGGCAAAGCCUUCACUGUUAUCAGUAAUUGUCGCGAGCGUGCUUGUAUUUAUAACAGUUGUUUGGCUCAUUUGUGCUACGUGCGGUGGUGGUUUGGUUUGUGGGAUUGGUACUCGAAUUAAGAUGUUCACCUUCACACUGUUUGCUUUUUUCGUGGUCCUGGAAUUCACAUCAGCACAAAAUGGUAAUUGCGACUUCUUUCAAAGGGUUCAAGUUGGUGUUGAGUACGUAGUAGAAAGUCCCAACCACCCAGCCAGCUACCCUCCGGGAGUAACUUGCAGGUGGAUCCUAUCGUGUCCUCCUGGAUACAAUUGCAGAUUGGACUGUAAUAAUAUGAAGAUGCCAGCGACGCCAUCAUGUAGCGGAGAUAGACUCCUGGUGUCGGAGACGGGGGACCCUUACUUAUAUGGAGCCACGGCGAGAUGUGGCAACAAUCCUUUCGUUGUGGUGUCGACUAACCAAGAUAUCAGUAUAGGUCUUAUAACGUCCACAUCGAGUCCUGGCGGUGCUUUUCGAUGCACGGUGAGGGCCCAAUCUGCCGCUCCUCCUACGACCAGCUGCAGAUGUGGAGAACGGAAACAGAACCGCAUCGUAGGCGGCGAGGAGACGGGAGUGAACGAGUUCAUCUCGAUGGCGGCUAUUGUCACCGUCGCUACUGCUAGAAUCAAAUGCGGCGCCACCAUCAUUGAUAAACGUUGGGCUACCACCGCCGCACAUUGCAGUACAGGAGAGACGAUUAAUACAAUUGUAUUGCUCGUCGGUGACCAUAACGUGACUACUGGUUCAGACACAAGUGCAGCGAGAGGUUAUCAAAUACAGUCUAUCAUCAUCCAUCCACAGUACGACGCGUCCACAUAUAACAACGACAUAGCCCUGGUUAGAACAGUGACAAUCAUAGAGUUCAGCGGAUUGGUUGGGCCCGCGUGUCUCCCGUUCAAAUACUACGGGUACAGCUUUGCUGGCGACUAUGUUACUUAUUUAGGCUGGGGGACGCUGUUCCCUGGAGGGCCGACAUCCAACGUGCUACGGAAGGUGAACGUGGCAGUGAUCAGCCAAGCGCAGUGCCGCGCCACCUUCCCUCAAGUCACCAACAACCAGAUAUGCACUUACACUCCUGGAAAGGAUGCUUGUCAGUUCGACUCCGGCGGCCCUGGACUGUACACUGAGCCUAACACUGGUCGGCUGUACCUGGCACUCAUCAUCAGCUUCGGUCGUUUCUGCGCCUCCACCGACCCCGCGAUCAACACGAGGGUCACGGAGAUGCUGAAUUGGUUGGUGUACGCCACUGGAGCCGAUUUCUGCAAAUUAUAAUUGAGUGUAGUAAAAAGUUGCCAGUAAUAAAAAAAAAUCAAAUUCCAAGUAGGUAUAUCCAACCUUCUUUGAUAAUGUUUGGUUAAAGAGGUGUUAAAACUAUGUAUUUAUUUUGUAAUCUAUUAAAGUUCCAUUGCUUGAACUUGACAAACUAUUUAAGGCUGAUUACUGUAAUGUCAUUGUAAUUGGCUAAAUAAAUUAUUGUAAAGAAAUUUGUUGCUUUGAAAAAUUGCAUGUUCCAGCUAUAUUUAAAAAAUAUAUAUAUCUACAUAAAUGUGUUAACUCCAAAUCAAAGAUGGCCAAAGGGAUAAUACGUAUCGAAAAAUCAUAUACUUACCUACCUAUAUCCUAUUGUGGAAAAUUAAAUGU